Molecule: messenger RNA, 1263 nt
Organism: Bipolaris oryzae ATCC 44560
Lineage: Eukaryota; Fungi; Ascomycota; Dothideomycetes; Pleosporales; Pleosporaceae
Exons: 3
Coding region: 1-1263 (420 amino acids)
Biological process (GO): post-translational protein targeting to membrane, translocation
Cellular component (GO): endoplasmic reticulum membrane; endoplasmic reticulum
Source: RefSeq, a predicted model, not a curated record
AUGGCCGAACAAGAACAACCCCCGCCAGAGUAUGAGACCCAUCAGGGCCCGCCACCACCGGGCUCGAUUGCCAUUCCGAUACCCCUCGGGCCCAACGGCGAAAAGCCCACCCCCGAGCAAAUCCAGCAAAUCCAGAUGCAAAUUGCCGCCGAGGCCCAAAGGCAUGGAAUCUCGAUUCAGGAAUAUGUUCAGCGAAUGCGACAGCAAGCCAUGGCUCAGCAACAAAUGCAGAUGCAGGCGCAGAUGGAGGCCCAGCAGCGCGCGCAACAACAGCAGCAGCAACAGCAGCCCAUCCAGCCAGGCCCACCCAAGCCAGAAGCCAUUGCUCUUGCAAACUGGCUCAAGUCGCAGGACUUGAAACCUAGGACCGUCGUGCACGACGAAAAGAGAAAGGACAUGUUCAGAGUCAAGCGAGCGAUCCGCGCCAUCCAGUCACCCGCAUACCAAAAGGCGCGGGCUAAGAACCCUCUCCUCCCAGAAGUCUACGACCGUGUUACUGCAGAAAACUGUUUCAAGCUGCUGCCUCUUUCUCUGCUUGCGCUCCGGGUAUCCAAGGCCGACGAGGACGAACACGAGGGCCACAACCACGCCAAGCCCAAGCGCAUCAAGGGUCUGUGGACGGUCAAGAUUGAGCAGCACCAAGACGCAAAUGACGACAGCUACUACAUUUGGCUGUACGAGGGAUCGCAAUGGAAGCAGAAGCUGUACGCUCUGGGCGCCUUGGUGGCUGUGAUUGCCAUUGUGCUGUUCCCACUUUGGCCGCUGAUGCUGCGCCAAGGUGUGUGGUACCUGAGUAUGGGCAUGCUUGGCUUGAUAGGUCUCUUCUUCGUCAUGGCCAUUGUCCGUCUGAUUCUCUUCAUCAUCACGAUAUUUGUUGCACCCCCUGGUCUCUGGCUAUACCCAAAUCUCUUCGAAGACGUCGGUUUCUUCGACUCGUUCCGGCCUGUGUGGGCAUGGCAAGAGACUCCCGAGGAUAUCAAGGCAAAGAAGGCAGCGAAAAAGGAAAAGAAAGCCGCUAAACUGGCUGCCAAAGCUGCGGGUAUCAAGGGCAAGAAACACGGUCAUGAUCAUUCGAGGACAACGACUCCUGUGCCGCCAAAUGCUGCUCCUUUUGCUGCUCCUCCUGCGCCUGCACCUGCACCCGCACCCGCGUCUGCACCUGUGGAUCACGCACCACAAGCUACUGGGGCCGACACGACAGCAGAUGGCGGGGCAACUCAGCGGCCACCACGGGCGACUGUAGAGGAGGUUGAGGAGGAGUAG